AGUCGCCGCCGCAGACCAGGCCGCUGAGGCCCGGGAGUCCCCGCCAUGGAGGCCAACUGGACCGCGUUCCUCUUCCAGGCACAUGAAGCCUCACAUCACCAACAGCAGGCAGCACAGAACAGUUUGCUGCCCCUCCUGAGCUCCGCUGUUGAGCCACCUGAUCAGAAGCCGAUUCUACCCUUACCAAUAACCCAGAAACCUCAGCCUACACCAGAAACAUUAAAGGAUGCUAUUGUUGGGAUUAAAAAGGAAAAACCUAAAACCUCCUUUGUAUGCACCUACUGCAGCAAAGCUUUCAGGGACAGCUACCAUUUGAGGCGCCAUGAGUCCUGCCACACAGGGAUAAAGUUAGUGUCACGGCCAAAGAAAACUCCCACCACAAUGGUGCCCCUAAUCUCAACUAUUGCUGGCGACAACAGCCGAACUUCAUUGGUUUCAACUAUCGCAGGCAUCCUGUCAACGGUCACUACAUCUUCCUCUGCCACCAACCCCAGCAGUAGUGCUGGUGCAACAGCCAUGGCUGUGACUCAGACGGUGAAGAAGCCCAGCAAGCCUGUUAAGAAGAACCAUGCUUGUGAGAUGUGUGGAAAAGCCUUCCGGGAUGUGUACCACCUCAACCGGCAUAAGCUAUCCCACUCAGAUGAAAAACCUUUUGAAUGUCCAAUUUGUAAUCAGCGCUUCAAGAGGAAGGACCGCAUGACCUAUCACGUGAGGUCUCAUGAAGGUGGCAUCACCAAACCAUACACCUGUGGUGUUUGUGGAAAAGGCUUCUCGAGGCCUGAUCACUUAAGCUGUCAUGUCAAACACGUUCACUCGACAGAGAGACCCUUCAAAUGCCAAACAUGCACUGCUGCCUUUGCCACCAAAGACAGACUGCGGACACACAUGGUGCGCCAUGAAGGAAAGGUAUCGUGUAAUAUCUGUGGUAAACUUCUGAGUGCAGCGUAUAUCACCAGCCACUUAAAGACACAUGGGCAGAGCCAAAGUAUCAACUGUAAUACCUGUAAACAAGGCAUCAGUAAAACAUGCAUGAGUGAGGAGACCAGCAACCAGAAGCAGCAGCAGCAGCAGCAACAACAACAACAACAACAUGUAACAAACUGGCCUGGAAAGCAGGUAGAGACACUGAGAUUAUGGGAAGAAGCGGUCAAAGCAAGGAAGAAAGAAUGUCAAUUCACCUUUGAGAAGGCUAUAGAGUACGUACCAUUCGAAGCUGCUAACUUGUGCCAAACCUCCACUGCUGCUACUACGCCUGUGACUCUUACUACUCCAUUCAAUAUAACGUCCUCUGUGGCUUCUGGGACGAUCACAAACCCAGUCACAGUGGCAGCUGCAAUGAGCAUGAGAAGUCCAGUAAAUGUAUCAAGUGCAGUUAAUAUAUCCAGUCCGAUGAACCUAGGGCAUCCUGUAACUAUAACAAGUCCAUUAUCCAUGACAUCUCCAUUAACACUCACAACACCGGUCAAUUUACCUACCCCCGUAACUGCUCCAGUGAAUAUAGCGCAUCCAGUCACUAUAACAUCUCCUAUGAAUCUCCAAACACCAAUGACGUUAGCAGGUCCAUUAAAUAUAGCAAUGAGACCGGUAGAGAGCAUGCCUUUCCUGCCUCAAGCCUUGCCCACGUCUCCUCCUUGGUAAAGAAUCUGUAAACAGUAUUAAAGGGGAUUAAAACUGAAUCCUUACCAGCAGGUUUUUUAGUUGUUAAUAAUAAUAAUAAUAAUUAAUAAUAAUAAUGUUAAUAAUGUAAUAAUAAAGUCAAACUAAAUAACUGGCUUAAUGUGCACCAGUUAAAGACCCUAAUAGCAUCUUUCCCUGUUGAUUUGGCUCAUCGUGUUCAAACUAGAGUUUGUAAUUUAUCACUUUGUUUUAAGCAAGUUUUACCGUUAGCUGACGAUGAUGAUGUUGAAAUAGGACAGAUGGUUACUUGCCACAGUUUAAAAAGCAGUCAUUAAAAAUCAGCAUUACUGUUUUAUCCCAGAAAUUAUAAACUAGGAAAUUAUUUUAAUCCAAACACUAGCAAAGACCCCUUCAUAUGCUUGACAGGGUGGAUGGCUAAUUUUAACUUGCCAGUUCUAAAUCCACUGAUUCAGAGCUAGUGUAGUAUCUUUGUCUGUGUUAAUGUUUUUUUAUGAGUAAAUGCAUUACAAUGUUGUCAUUUUUUAAUGCAUUUUGAAGAAAAUAUGCAUUUUACCUUUGGGAAUAUGGUAAUUUCAGGCAGCAUUCCCUAUGGGAAAGGUGAUACCAGCUCUGAUAUGCAAAGCAUAUGAUAACUUAUCAUUCUAACUUCAACAUAUAAUAGGGAUUGUGACCUGAUAUUUUGAGAUGUAAAUAUUACCCAAAAUAUUACCCUAAGGAAAUGUAGCAUUGUAGUCAACUUUUUUUUUUUUUUUUUAAACUGUUAAUGUUUGGUAAGAAACAGCCAUGGCUGACAGAAGAGGAGUUGAAAUGUGUGUAAACAUGGUCUCUAAACAGUCAAAACCCUUGGGACUCUUAUCUAGGAGCAAAAGGAUGCUUUGAAUCUUAUAAAAUAUUGCUUUAAGCUGGACGACUCUGGAAGCGCUGGGGUGUGAUGUAUAUGCCCUCUCUCUCCCAAUCAGAACCUGUUGAUGUUGCAGCAGGGGACAGACGUGUUAGUUGUUCACUAGAAGUUUUUGUCUUAUAUUAAAUUGUAUACAGUUUUUAUUCUAACCACUAACUAGGUAGGAUGACCCUUCAGGACAAGCCAAGAGCGUCUUUAAUUUCUCCCGUAUUUCUUAAUCAAGUGUUGUGCAGAUCUGUUCAACUUUGUAAAUAUUUUCAAACAUCAUCAUUUUUACUUUAUUCUUCUAUUGUGUUAACACAUUUCUAUCAAUUUGUGGUGUUUGUGGCAUGACAGUCUGAGCUGUCCAGCCCAGAAGUACUCCACAAAUGGUUACACAUGUUGAAACUACAUGUGCUUUUUAUUUCUUAGACUGUUUAUCUGUACAUAAAGUAGAAAGCAAAAUAUAGGGAAACAGAUAUACUUUUUAGACUAUCAUGUCACAUAUUCACAUUUUUAAAACUUUGUUUAAAAAAGACACCCUAAAACCAAGACUCUACAUUUAUAAAAAAAAAAAAAAGGUAAAGAGUUGAGCUGUUUUUAUCUUAAUGAAGUUGAAAGCAAUGGAGAUUAGUGUGUACACAUCUUACAGAAUCCUAGCAGGAUUGACUAGUCAAAAUGGACUGCUUCCGUUGAUACCCUGACAUGUCAGUACAAGCAGCAAAUACCAGAUUUCUAGGUCAGGUGACAGGUAUCUGUUUCAUUAUGCGAAAUCGUUCUAGGGGCUUGGACUACAUAGUAAAACAAAAAAAUAGAACUUAGUGUAAAAUAAUUUUAUAAAUGAUCUUUUGUACUUUAGGACAUCAAAUUGUACAACUUUUGUAUAUAUAAAAGCUUAGGAACUUUCUGUUUAGCAGAAAGGAAACACAUUCCUACACUUUUAAUGUAUAUGUUUGUUAUAAUGUCCAUGUAAACAUAUGCCCUAUGUUUGUGCCUUUUAAUUAGUUUGUCUCAAUAAACAAAAAUGUAGAGAAGAAUAUGUAGCUAUGACUUUGUUACCACUGUUUUUACUCCAACAGUACAAAGAUCUUUGUUUUCCACAGUAGAGCAUUGCAUGCAGACAGCUACAUGAGUUAAACUGAUGUGGCCAAAGUGAGGCAUGUAAUCAAAUGCAGCCCAGCAAAAUCUGUCACUGUCUCUCCUUAGCAGCCCAAUCGUGAUCAAGCAUUGCAUGCUGGGAUAUGUAGUCUCCAAGCCCUACACCUCUGUAUUACAGAUGAAAGUGAUAUCAACUUGCACCAUUUUUACAAACUAGGUACAGCCUUCUAGCACCUGGCAAGCUGCUACUGUGACUCUCAGUUGGGUGAAGUUUGGGUGUCCCUGAGCUUAAAAAAAAUAAAAGCAUUAAACAAUAUGGAAAUGUGUACUAGAAAUGGUUAUGAAUUAAUUAUAUAAUAAACAACUGUGAGACUUC
This is a messenger RNA of Emys orbicularis (European pond turtle), 3992 nucleotides long. It is a transcript of the gene VEZF1, whose product is annotated as vascular endothelial zinc finger 1. Lineage: Eukaryota; Metazoa; Chordata; Testudines; Emydidae. Bases 46 to 1638 code for a protein of 530 amino acids. The record is from RefSeq and is a predicted model, not a curated record. The transcript is spliced from 7 exons. Gene Ontology annotation, biological process: regulation of DNA-templated transcription. Gene Ontology annotation, molecular function: DNA-binding transcription factor activity, RNA polymerase II-specific; RNA polymerase II cis-regulatory region sequence-specific DNA binding.